Messenger RNA from Parnassius mnemosyne (clouded apollo), 321 nucleotides. NCBI's taxonomy places the organism in Eukaryota, Metazoa, Arthropoda, Insecta, Lepidoptera, Papilionidae. The record is from the annotation of a GenBank genome assembly.
CUGUCUCCCGGGACAGCGUGUUUCGCGCACCACAGUGAGUACAUCAAGGCAGCAACGAAACACAUAGCACCAAGAAAAACUAAACCCCCGGUAUGCUAUCAAGAUAGCAGCAAUAGCCGCCCUCGUGAUCAGAACUCUGUAUCAAAAAUUUCUAGAAGAUUUCAUGCGGAGUUCAUAGAAGACUGGCCACAAAGAUCGGGCUCACCUUACUUCGAUCCAAUUAAUCAAAGUGUUUGUAUACUAAGAUUACGAUGGUUAUCCGAUUACAGAAACAGAGACCAAAACCUACGGAAUUCAAUUACAAGUCAAACUCAGGUGUAA